Messenger RNA from Lactuca saligna, 1497 nucleotides. Lineage: Eukaryota; Viridiplantae; Streptophyta; Magnoliopsida; Asterales; Asteraceae. The record is from the annotation of a GenBank genome assembly.
AUGGGUCCUUUACAGCACAAAGUAAAAGCCCCAUCGACACUUAGGGUAACCUCUUUUAACUUUGGUUAUACUUGUGUGAUGGACUUGAGCGUGAUAGGUAUGUUAUAUCGGAUAAAGCAAAAUCAUCAUGGGCACAAAAAGAGAUGGCCCUCAUCGACACCACAUUCACUAGCUUGCACUGAACUAUGCCACCAUUCUAUUAAUUUCGUUAGCUCAUCAAGAUGUUUGAUCAAUGAUGUCGAGGAGCUAGAGCUAGUGAUAACAAUGCAUGGAUUCAAGAAACUGGUUCUAUCAACUAUGUCUACAAUUCUUCUUGCACUUCAUCUUCUACCCUUUGUUGUAUCUUCAUCCAACGAAAACCAUCUCAUCAUUCCUCACAAAUACAUCAAACAGGAUUCCGAUAACCACAAGAUGAGUCCACGUUUGAUAUUUGAAAUAAAGAUUCAUGGGAUUCUGUUGUGGGCUUCCAUGGGGUUCUUGAUGCCUCUUGGUGUACUCAUAGUAAGAAUGUUUAACAAAGAAGAUUGCAGCCCCAGAAAGCUUAAAGCUCUCGUAUACAUUCAUGCUAUUCUUCAGAUACUUGCAGUGCUUCUUGCAUUCGCUGGAGCAAUCAUGUCUAUAACGAGCUUUGAAAACUCAUUCAACAACAAUCACCAGAGAAUAGGUCUUGCACUUUAUGCUGCCAUCGUUGUGCAAACCCUUGCAGGGUUUCGAAGGCCUAAGAGGGGGACUAAAGGAAGGACCUUAUGGUACGUUUUCCACUGGAUAUUAGGGACAACAGUCUCACUAGUUGGGAUCGUGAACACCUACACAGGUCUAAAAGCGUAUCACAAGAGAACAUCAAUGAAUGCAAGGGUUUGGAGCAUACUCUUCACUGUUGAGGUCUCUUUCAUGGCUUUCUUCUACCUAUUUCAAGAAAAAUGGGGUUACAUGCAGAAACAAGGAGUAAAAUCAGGUGAUGAACCCGUCAUAGUGAUACCUUCUCAUCAAGUGGAGAAUCAAAAAGAGGUAUUACCACCUCAGCCAUCCAGGAAGAUGCGGGAUGUCAAAACGUUUCGUAGGACCCCGUUUCCGUGUGGUACCCGUCCUGUUUCGGGGAAUUUUUUUAAAAAAUUCGGAGGCGUGGACGGGGGUGGGGACAAGGUUAACACCUGUUUUAGUUUCGGGGGCGAGGGCAGGGAUCAAGUAUUUUGUGCCGGUUUUCUGGAAGAAUUGUCAAUCAAAUCUCAGUUUCUGAAGCUUUUCACAAAUUUCGUCUGUACAACAAUGGAGAACUUUGUCAUGAACACCAUGACUUCAUACUCUCAUCUUCUUGGUUCAUCCAUUAAAAAUCCUAUGUUGAUUCUUGAGUUCAAUGGUCAAUGGGUUGCUCGAAUGUAUGACAAUUUGAAUGUAAUAGCUAAGGAUAGGUGGAAAUGCAUCAUUGGUGAUGUUCUUCCUCCUACUGUUGUACAAAGUGUUGGAAAUGCUGCUAAUAAUCCAGAUGUUGCUGAAUAG